ACUUGGCAAGACAUAAGAAGUUCCACUAAAGCCAAAAAUACUUUGAUUAAGAAGCAUGCAAAACAAACUGGUGGAGGGCCUGCAUCAAAUCAGGUUUUAACAGAAAUUGAUCAAAAUGUCCUAGCACUUAUAGGUUCAACAGUCGUAGAAGGACAUGAAACAGUGCAGGAAUCUAACGUGCAAUUUGAGUGGUUAGAUAAUUCAAAUGUAUGUAACGUAAAUAAUGAUGGAGAUGGAGAAAGAUUUUCCAUAAUAUGCACUAAUCAAGAGAUAACACAAGAACCUAUACCACAAAAUUCAUUGUUUCCUCAAAAUAAUUAUAGCA
This is a messenger RNA of Mycetomoellerius zeteki, 325 nucleotides long. RefSeq lists its product as uncharacterized. The record is from RefSeq and is a predicted model, not a curated record. The transcript has 2 exons. Lineage: Eukaryota; Metazoa; Arthropoda; Insecta; Hymenoptera; Formicidae. The annotation marks the transcript as partial.